Messenger RNA from Penicillium bovifimosum, 1812 nucleotides. Its product is annotated as gamma-glutamyltransferase family protein. The record is from RefSeq and is a predicted model, not a curated record. The transcript is spliced from 4 exons. NCBI's taxonomy places the organism in Eukaryota, Fungi, Ascomycota, Eurotiomycetes, Eurotiales, Aspergillaceae. The coding region runs from base 1 to 1812 and encodes 603 amino acids.
AUGCCACUCAACGCUAAAGCCGUUUACUCCCGCGCAAAUGCGGACUACGCCCCGUUCGCCAGUCGACGGAGUACCGUCCACAGCACCAAGGGCAUUGUAUCAUGCAGUCAGCCGCUAGCUGCUGCGGCAGGUCAUCGAAUCUUGAGCCAAGGUGGAAAUGCAGCAGAUGCCGCUGUGGCAGUGGCCGCCGCACUCAACAUGACCGAGCCCUGCUCCACUGGUAUCGGAGGUGAUAUGUUCUGUCUCUUCUACAAUGUCAAGACGAAGAAGGUGCAUGCACUCAACGGUUCAGGCCGGUAUCCCGGCAAUGCCACCUUGGAGAAAGUCCGCAAGGACCUUGGUCUGGCUCCCGGUGCACCGGGCGAUAUCCCCAUGCUCAGUGCUCUGUCCGUGACUACGCCUGGAGCCGCGGCCGGGUGGGUCGAUACGAUUGAGAAAUUUGGCAGCGGCAAGCUGUCGCUGGAGCAGAUUCUCCAGCCUGCCAUUGAGCUCGGCGAAGAGGGAUUCCCUGUGUCGGAACUCACGUCGAAGAGUUGGCAUAAUGCUGAGAAUGAUAUCCGCAACGCAUCGCCUAAUUUCCGCGAGAUGUUGAAGAAAGAUGAGUCGGCCAAAGACGGCGUGCGAGCCCCGGGCCCUGGCGAGAUCAUGAAAAAUCCCACUCUAGCCAAGACCUUCCGCGCACUUGCUGCAGAGGGCAAGAAAGGUUUCUACCAAGGUCGCAUCGCAGAAGCCAUUGUCAAGGUACUUCAAGAUCAGGGCGCGUACAUGUCACUCGAGGAUCUGGCCUAUCACGCCGAGACUGGGACACAGGAAGUCGAUGCCAUCUCCCUCAAAUUCACCGGCCAGGAUGUCAUCCCCAAAUCGACCCCCGGCACAGAUGGGGAGGCCAACCAGGGCGUCGAGGUCUGGGAACACCCACCCAACGGCCAAGGCAUCGUAGCAUUGAUGGCGCUCGGAAUCAUGGAAGAGCUCGAGAAAUCUGGCAAGAUCCCCAAGUUCACCGAAGCCCAGCACAACUCCGCCGAAUACCUGCACGCCGUGAUCGAGAGUCUGCGCAUCGCCUUCGCCGACGCAGCCUGGUGGGUCACCGAUCCCGACGUGGAGAAAGUGCCAUCGCAAGGCCUGCUCGACCGCGCAUACCUUGCCGAGCGAGCGAAGCUCUUCACAGCAGAGCGUGCAACCGACAUCAUCGACCACGGCAGUCCGGCCCACAACCACUGCGAUACAGUGUACUUUGCCGUGACAGACAGCGAAGGCAACGGCAUCUCUUUCAUUAACAGUAACUACGCCGGGUUCGGGUCAUCCAUCAUUCCCGCUGGAUGUGGCUUCACGCUGCAGAACCGUGGUGCCAAUUUCUCGCUGCAGGAAGGACACCCUAACGUUCUGGCGCCGCGAAAGCGUCCCUACCACACCAUCAUCCCGGCUCUGAUCACCAAUGUUGCCGACGGCUCCUUGCACUCUGUGUAUGGUGUUAUGGGUGGCUUUAUGCAGCCGCAGGGCCAUGUGCAGGUGCUGCUCAAUAUGCUUGCUUUCGGGUAUCAUCCCCAGGCAGCGCUUGAUGCGCCGCGCAUCUGUAUUGCUGCGCCGACGGACCAGAGUGCCGAUGGCACGAUCUGGGUUGAGGAGGGUAUCAGUGAUGCUGCUAUUGAGGGACUGCGCGGGCUCGGUCACAAGGUUGAGGUGGUGACUGGCUGGAAACGGGGUAACUUUGGUCGCGGCCAGAUCAUUCGUUCGUACUAUGACGAUGGAAAGUUGGUGUAUGCGGCAGGCAGUGAUCCGCGGGGCGAUGGAAUGGCGUUCCCUCUGCUGUAG